AUGGGGUAUUCUGCUCAUGAUGGGCUUGGCUUGGCAGCUAUUCAACAUAUGCGCUGGAGGGAUAAUAAGAUAAGACAGCAUUACUUAAAUAUAGUAGUCUACUAUGUAAAUAAUGUAUGGGAGCUCUUAAUUUGUUUUGUUCUGCAUGUGUGUGUGGUAGGUUCGAGCAGCAUUCAUGGAAAGUCAGUGGCCCAAGUGGUCAGUCGGUUCGGACCUUGUUCUCCCUUCGCCGGCACCAGUACGGAGCGGAACUUCACCCAACAGCUCCACCACGACAGCGUUCGGACCAGGUGGAUCCACUCGAGGGUGCUGCUAGACACCAGCAACCCGAACGGCACAACCCUUCCGGCCACUUCCGGCGAAGCUUUAGGUGCUCUGGAGUUCAUAGUAAAGAUAGGACUGGGCACGCCGAAAGAGGACUUCCUGAUGCUGUUCGACACGGGAAGUGAUGUGACAUGGGUGCAGUGCGAGCCCUGCCCAAGCUCCUGCUACACUCAAGAAGGCCCAAGGUUCAAUCCCUCUGCCUCCGCCACAUUCCAGUACUUCCCCUGCAAUGCAACCCAAUGCCGGGAGCUUGAGAACGAAGGAAAUCGAGCAGCAUGCGACGGAUCAAUUAGGUGCACGUAUGAGGUAAGGUACGGGGAUGGCACGGACCACUCAAGCGGCCAUUUCGGACGGGACACCUUGACGCUGACGAGCAGGGACGCGUUUGCCAAUUUUCCCUUUGGCUGUGGCCUGGAGCAGGUAGGCAAUUUCGGAAGAGGAGCAGGUCUGCUGGGACUGGGAAGGAACAAGCUGUCCCUCGUGUCCAUGACGGCCAAGUACUACGACAGCGUCUUCUCCUACUGCCUUCCAUCGCCCUCCUCAACCGGGUUCUUGACAUUCGGACCUGAUCCAGGGUCCGAAUCCGCUUCAUUUACAAGGCUGCUCACGGUUCCCCAUGUACCAACCUUCUACCUUGUGUCGUUGAUAGGCAUCAGUGUGGGAGGGAAGCCCCUAAAUAUGUCUUCUUCCCAAGGCAUGAUCCUGGACUCAGGCACCUCCUUCACAGGUCUGCCGGAUCCAGUGUACGCUGCACUGAAGACAGCGUUUCAUUCCCACAUGUCCGCUUACAGUUCUGUUCCAGGAACCAACGGCCUGGACACCUGUUAUGACUUUUCAGGGCACACGAGUAUCUUGAUCCCGAGGGUCACGUUUCACUUCGAGGGAGGGACGGAUUUGGAUCUCCAAGCCGACGCUAUCAUGAUCGGUGCCGGCGCCGGCAUGAGCGAGGUUUGCUUGGCCUUUGUUCCCCAGGCGCAGCUGGGGAUCUUAGGGAAUUGGCAGCAAAGGAGGACGCAGAUUAUUCAUGACCUCCCUCGGUCUAGAAUUGGGUUCGUACCGGGGGCGUGCAGUUGA
Messenger RNA from Nymphaea colorata (pocket water lily), 1398 nucleotides. RefSeq names its product aspartyl protease AED1-like. Gene Ontology annotation, biological process: proteolysis. The transcript has 3 exons. The record is from RefSeq and is a predicted model, not a curated record. The coding region runs from base 1 to 1398 and encodes 465 amino acids. Gene Ontology annotation, molecular function: aspartic-type endopeptidase activity. NCBI's taxonomy places the organism in Eukaryota, Viridiplantae, Streptophyta, Magnoliopsida, Nymphaeales, Nymphaeaceae.